Molecule: messenger RNA, 777 nt
Organism: Rhizopus microsporus ATCC 52813
Lineage: Eukaryota; Fungi; Mucoromycota; Mucoromycetes; Mucorales; Rhizopodaceae
Exons: 2
Coding region: 19-669 (216 amino acids)
Biological process (GO): regulation of transcription by RNA polymerase II
Cellular component (GO): nucleus
Molecular function (GO): DNA-binding transcription activator activity, RNA polymerase II-specific; RNA polymerase II transcription regulatory region sequence-specific DNA binding
Source: RefSeq, a predicted model, not a curated record
CUCUAUUGACAACAAAAAAUGAACUCACCUCCAACACAAUUACUACCACCCAUUUCAAUGUUCACCACGGGCCUUGCUUCUCCUCCUACAACUGCAUUUGAUCCAAAAAAAGCAAUGCCCAUAUUACCCAAGCCUUAUGAAGACCAUUUAUUUCCAUACCCUGCUGAGUUAAGAAGAAGAUCAGAUCCAGCCCAAGACAGCCAGAAGAGAGUGAUGACCUCUGAAGAGGUAUUAGCAGAAAAAAGACGAAGAAAUGCAGGCGCAUCUGCACGAUUUCGUGAUCGUCGUAAGCAGAGAGAGCGUGAAUUACAGGAACGAUGCCAGGGUUUGGAAAAGAGGACACAGGAAUUGGAAGACGCAUUACGAUUUGUCUGUCCUGAUCAUCCCUUGUUAAUAAAUGCAAACCUAAAUUCACCAUCCGAAACAUCGUCAUCCUCAUCAUCACCGUCAACACCAUCCGCAUCGGUAGAUAUUCUUGGUCGCAUCAAUCAGUUGGAGCAAUUUAUAACUCGAUUUAGAGUCGAAAAGCAAACAGACGCAAAGAAACUAGAGGAAUUAGAAAAUGAGAACAAGUUUUUGAAAUCUGUAUUAACAACUCUAACAAGUAAAAAUGAUUCACAAGAACAACAACAGCAAUCUGCUCCAAAUUCUCCUUCAUCUGAUGUUUAAGCAUAAUACAAACACGCACAUUCCCUUGCAUUUUCAUUAUACACACAUUUUCAUUCUAUUACAUUUUGAUUAAAUAAUAAUAAAAGAGAUUGUUUAUUAAACUUAAAA